AUGACAGCUGGUGAUGUUGAAUGGGCCAUUCUCUCAGGCAGCCUCACGGUCUGGUGUGGCUGGGAGCUCCGAGGAUCUGAACCCAAGGUAGAAGCCACCGGAGAGGGAGAUAGAGCCGAGGAGGAAGACGCAGGUACCUUCGGAUCCGAUCUUGAUUGGGAAGCCACCAAAGUCGAAGGUGCCGGAACCUCUGGAUCCAGGGCGGCAAAGCUGUUUCUGGUCUGUGUCACUUCCGGGCUCAACAUCUCCAUGGAGACCUCCGUUGCCAGAGGACGCCUUCUUCGACUUUCACGAAUAGUCUACAGCAAUGGCUCCAACAGUAUCAACAUUACCAGAACAGUCUACAGCAAUGGCUCCAACUGUAUCAACAUUACCAGAACAGUCUACAACAACGGCUCCAACAGUAUCAACAUUACCAGAACAGUCUACAACAACGGCUCCAACUGUAUCAACAUUACCAGAACAGUCUACAACAACGGCUCCAACAGUAUCAACAUUACCAGAACAGUCUACAACAACGGCUCCAACAGUAUCAACAUUACCAGAACAGUCUACAACAACGGCUCCAACAGUAUCAACAUUACCAGAACAGUCUACAGCAACGGCUCCAACAGUAUCAACAUUACCAGAACAGUCUACAGCAACGGCUCCAACAGUAUCAACAUUACCAGAACAGUCUACAACAAUGGCUCCAACAGUAUCAACAUUACCAAAACAGUCUACAACAACGGCUCCAACAGUAUCAACAUUACCAGAACAGUCUACAACAAUGGCUCCAACAGUAUCAACAUUACCAGAACAGUCUACAACAACGGCUCCAACAGUAUCAACAUUACCAGAACAGUCUACAACAAUGGCUCCAACAGUAUCAACAUUACCAGAACAGUCUACAACAACGGCUCCAACAGUAUCAACAUUACCAGAACAGUCUACAACAACGGCUCCAACAGUAUCAACAUUACCAGAACAGUCUACAACAACGGCUCCAACAGUAUCAACAUUACCAGAACAGUCUACAGCAAUGGCUCCAACAGUAUCAACAUUACCAGAACAGUCUACAACAACGGCUCCAACUGUAUCAACAUUACCAGAACAGUCUACAGCAACGGCUCCAACAGUAUCAACAUUACCAGAACAGUCUACAACAAUGGCUCCAACAGUAUCAACAUUACCAGAACAGUCUACAACAACGGCUCCAACAGUAUCAACAUUACCAGAACAGUCUACAACAAUGGCUCCAACAGUAUCAACAUUACCAGAACAGUCUACAACAACGGCUCCAACAGUAUCAACAUUACCAGAACAGUCUACAACAACGGCUCCAACAGUAUCAACAUUACCAGAACAGUCUACAACAACGGCUCCAACAGUAUCAACAUUACCAGAACAGUCUACAGCAACGGCUCCAACAGUAUCAGCAUUACCAGAACAGUCUACAACAACGGCUCCAACAGUAUCAACAUUACCAGAACAGUCUACAACAACGGCUCCAACAGUAUCAACAUUACCAGAACAGUCUACAGCAACGGCUCCAACAGUAUCAACAUUACCAGAGCAGUCUACAGCAACGGCUCCAACAGUAGCAACAUUACCAGAACAGUCUACAACAACGGCUCCAACAGUAUCAACAUUACCAGAACAGUCUACAACAACGGCUCCAACAGUAUCAACAUUACCAGAACAGUCUACAGCAACGGCUCCAACAGUAUCAACAUUACCAGAACAGUCUACAACAACGGUUCCAACAGUAUCAACAUUACCAGAACAGUCUACAGCAACGGCUCCAACAGUAUCAACCUUACCAGAACAGUCUACAACAACGGCUCCAACAGUAUCAACAUUACCAGAACAGUCUACAGCAACGGCUCCAACAGUAUCAACAUUACCAGAACAGUCUACAACAACGGCUCCAACAGUAUCAACAUUACCAGAACAGUCUACAGCAAUGGCCCCAACUGUUUCAACAUUACCAGAACAGUCUACAGCAACGGCUCCAACAGUAUCAACAUUACCAGAACAGUCUACAACAACGGCUCCAACUGUUUCAACAUUACCAGAACAGUCUACAACAACGGCUCCAACAGUAUCAACAUUACCAGAACAGUCUACAGCAAUGGCCCCAACUGUUUCAACAUUACCAGAACAGUCUACAACAACGGCUCCAACUGUUUCAACAUUACCAGAACAGUCUACAACAACGGCUCCAACAGUAUCAACAUUACCAGAACAGUCUACAACAACGGCUCCAACUGUUUCAACAUUACCAGAACAGUCUACAACAAUGGCUCCAACAGUAUCAACAUUACCAGAACAGUCUACAGCAAUGGCUCCAACAGUAUCAACAUUACCAGAACAGUCUACAACAACGGCUCCAACAGUAUCAACAUUACCAGAACAGUCUACAACAACGGCUCCAACAGUAUCAACAUUACCAGAACAGUCUACAACAACGGCUCCAACAGUAUCAAUAUUACCAGAACAGUCUACAACAACGACUCCAACAGUAUCAACAUUACCAGAACAGUCUACAGCAACGGCUCCAACAGUAUCAACAUUAUCAGAACAGUCUACAACAACGGCUCCAACAGUAUCAUGGCCCCUGCAUGGAGAAAGAGUAAUAUGUUUAGACACCCUCACACCGACACCCUCACACACCGACACAGACACCCUCACACCGACACCCUCACACCGACACCCUCACACCGACACCCUCACACCGACACCCUCACACCGACACCCUCACACCGACACCCUCACACAGACACCCUCACACCGACAACCUCACACCGACACCCUCACACCACCCUCACACCGACACCCUCACACAGACACCCUCACACAACCUCACACCGACACCCUCACACCACCCUCACACCACACCCUCACACCGACACCCUCACACCGACACCGACACCCUCACACCCUCACACCGACACCCUCACACCAACACACUUUUAG
Oncorhynchus tshawytscha (Chinook salmon) is the source of this 2958-nucleotide messenger RNA. RefSeq lists its product as uncharacterized. The transcript has 3 exons. NCBI's taxonomy places the organism in Eukaryota, Metazoa, Chordata, Actinopteri, Salmoniformes, Salmonidae. Bases 1 to 2958 code for a protein of 985 amino acids. The record is from RefSeq and is a predicted model, not a curated record.